Molecule: messenger RNA, 2977 nt
Organism: Glycine soja
Lineage: Eukaryota; Viridiplantae; Streptophyta; Magnoliopsida; Fabales; Fabaceae
Exons: 6
Coding region: 173-2782 (869 amino acids)
Source: RefSeq, a predicted model, not a curated record
CACAAUCAAUUGGCGAGCUCACCCUAAUUCAGAUCUGUGCUCUCUCUUCGGCGCUCCGAAACGCAGCGUUUCGUCCAACCUCAGUGGUUUGUAAUUCUUGACAGAUUUAGGGGAAUAUUUGAAGAACACUGUGCGAAGAUUGUGCUUGUGUGUAGAGCAAUAGAGCAUCCAUAUGGAGCUACGCUGUUGUGGUCAUCUUCAUUUCAUCCAGGCUAUUAAAGGUGAUUUAGUUACAAAAGCCCCAAAUGUUGUUCGUGGACAACCAAAACUUAAAUUUAAAAAGCUCACUGACAUUUAUGAUGGCUUAUUGUCUCAUAAUGAUGAUGGAAUGGCUGAAAGAUCAUGCUUGGGUGAAAUUGAGGAAAGCCCUGUGAAAACCAAGCCUGAUGCUUCCAUAUGUAAUGUCAAUGAUGAUGAUGAUCAGAGAAUCAUUAACUUGGAUGAUGACAACUUUGACAAUUUUACCUUAAGCCAAAUUAAAGCAAGUUGCAAAACAAGGAAGCGAAAACACUCACAAGGUCUUGACUCCUCUAAAAUAAACAUGAAAGUUGAAGAUUCGUCAUUCCUGGAGGACUACAGAGAGGAGCAAAGGGCAGCAGAUGAUUCUGAUUUCCUGCAGACUCUCAGUAGCUUGAAAUCUAAACUAUCAAAGAAUAUGAAGACGAAGAAGAAAAAGUGCUUUGAAGAACCAAGCCCUACUGAUACCCAAGAGAUUAUGCUAGUCAUCAAAUCUGAACCUGAAGAGAUCCUAAACAAUCAAGAGUUCCCACCCUCUAGCGAAGAGAUCCUAGACUAUCAUGAGUUCUCACCUUCUAGCCAAGAGAUCCAAGACUGUCAAGAGUUCUCACCCUCCUGUGAAGAGAUCCAAGACGGUCAAGAGUUCCCACCCACUAGUGAAGAGAUAAAAAUUGAUCAAGAGAUCCCAUUCUUUAGUGGAGAUUCAGUUGCCCUUGUUGAAGUGAAAUCUGAGGUUCCUGAAGCUGAUUGCUAUGGCGAGCCAGAUGACUAUUGUAUUAUAGAAAGCCAAGAAGCAGAGAUAAUCUAUGAAUGGAAUUUGGAGAAUGAAUUAGAUGAGUGGCAGGAGCGUGUUGAUUUUAUUCCAUUACGAAUGGUGAGGCCAUCUUGUAUGGAUAUUGUGAUAAGUAAUUAUCAACUAAGCAAUGACCAGUCUCCAUACAUGCCUGCAAUAGAAUUUGAAAGUGAAGAAUGCAUCAUCAAUCCAGAUCUCCAUUACAUCUCCCCACAAGGAAUCUGUCUGGUUGAAGAUCAUAACUCUGAUAUUCAUGACAAUCAACCCGAUGGUGACACUGACACUGCUGUCUCAUUACCUAAUGUGGUUACUCAUAAAGACCUUGAUUGCCUUGGUGUAGAGUUUAAAGAUGAUAAUAUUAUCCUCGAUGACUGCAGUAGUAAUGAAUUUACAACUGGUGCUGAGGAUCAGGUAGAAUGUAGCUCUACUAUGGAACAUGACUGCAGUAAUGAUGAAUUUACAGCUGGCAAUGAGGAUCUGGUAGAACCCAGCUCUACUAUUGAACAUGACUGCAGUAAUGAUGAAUUUACAGCUGGUAACGAGGAUCAGGUAGAACCCAGCUCUACUAUUGACAACAGCAGUAAUGAUGAAUUUUCAGCUGGUUCUGAGGAUCAGGUAGAACCCAGCUCUACUAUUGAACAUGACUGCACUAAUGAUGAAUUUACAGCUGGUAACGAGGAUCAGGUAGAAGCCAGCUCUACUAUUGAACACGACAGCAGUAAUGAUGAAUUUUCAGCUGGUUCUGAGGAUCAGGUAGAACCCAGCUCUACUAUUGAACAUGACUGCAGUAUUGAUGAAUUUACAACUGGUUCUGAGGAUAAGGUUGAACUCAGCUCUACUAUUGAACAUGGCCCCAAUCCUGAUGAAUGUCUGGUUUGUCACUCAGAUGAUCCACCUGAAUAUGAGGAGAAGCAAUCAUUUGCUUCUGUAAACAUUGCUGAGAAGAGACAUGUCAAUGUGGCUACUGAUGAACUUACUUCUUGGGAUGAAUGUGAUGGUAGUUCAAAGCUGCAUCAUUCUGAAAGGCUAUUAUCAACAAGAAAGGCGAUUUCACCAUCUUCAGAGGAAAGGCUCUGUAAAGCUGUGGAGUCGGUUAAUUUGAAUCAUAAAAACAAUUUGAAAUGCAAGGAAAAACUAUACUUUUCUGAGAAGACUGAUAAGAUGAAUAGUACUGCUGAAGGGCUUGAUGAUAUCACAGGAGCUCGACUAACUGAUAUCUUUAACAAAAUUAGUGUUAUUCCUAGGAGUAAAAGAGUUUCCCAACCUAGAGGCAUUUCCAAGAAUGCUCAUUCUUCUCGCCAAGCAACCCGCAUAGGGUGCAACUCUGUACAGAGUUGCUCAAAGAGUGCAAUUGCAUUUACACAGCAGCAGAUGCAUGAUGCAGAAUGCCUUGCUAUGAGACUCACGAAGGAAUUGAAGUCAAUGAAGGACAUUGUGGAUGAUAUGUUACGAUCUGAAUUCUGUCUAAAUACGUCUUUGAGACAUAAAGUAAAUGAGGCAAGAAUGGCUGUCAAGAAUGCCACAAGAGCUGAAGAAGCUACAAAACGAUGCCUGGCCUUCAUGUCAAGGGAUUGCAGCCGUUUCUGUAAAAUAAUGAAAUUUGCUGAUGAUAGUCCAUCUCCUCAAAAACCUCCUCCAGAUGUAGUGCGUAAAGAGAGGAAAAAAAUAGCCUUCGCUGAUGAAGCAGGUGGAAAGUUGUUCCAGGUUAAGUUCUAUGAGGAUGACGCAGUAUCUUUGUCCAAAUCUAAUUGAAAGAGAAAGAAUGUUGUUCUAAUAUGCCAUUUUCUGUACAAAUUUUCAGUGCCCUACCAUUCAUUGUAUUAGUUCUUUUUCUAGAAAUGCCUUAUAUUUUAACUGAUGGGGGUGGUUCCUUCCUAUGUCAGAAGUUGAUUCAAUUGAUACUGUAUAACAAGCGGCGUUGAGUCAAAUUUUCAACUUGGGGAUUUA